CAGGGCAACAACGAUGUGUAUCAGUUCCUGUCAGGGGUCCCCAUUAACCCACAGACCAGGUUCCUGCAGCUGAGCCAGCCGGAUGUGAUGGAUGCCUUCCAGAAGGUGAUACAUUACAUGCGAUAUGCCCUAGCUAUAUAUGGAUGGCCCAUCUUUGUCAAGAUGCAUCCAGCGACCUGGUGUUGUAGACUCAUGCCUCUCAUUGGGUAAGUCUUUAGCAAUGAAGAUUUUCAUCUUUAACAAACAUGAAUGUAUUUCUAAUUGUAUAUUUUUUAUUCACGCAUUGUGGCUGACAUUAUUUGACGGUCUAUUAACUCGUAAAUAGUAAAAGUGAUACAUUUUAAUUAGAGUUACAAACAGACCUAUGCCUAUACUGAAUGCAUAAUUUUUUGAAUAAAAUAUGCUUGUCAUUUAAUUUAUUUUUACAUAAAAAAGCAAGAAUGAAUUAAACGAGCCCUACUCUCUGAGCAGUGUCACGUGAUCUUUGUAGCCUAUAUGAUUAUGAACACAGAGUUUCAUAACUGAAAAAAAAGUGAGAGUUAGAAAGAAUUUUAUUAAAACUCUUUAACUUUAAGUAACUUGAAAAAUAGAAAUUCGGGGAAAACCCUUUUUUAACAUUAAAAAAACAACAUCUAACAAGGUUUUUGUUUUUUAAAAAUAGAAAAGGUAAAAGCCCAUAACCUAAUUGAUGCAUUGGGCAGGAAGCAAUAAUUUAUUUUUUACUGGGCUGGCAAUUUAAAUAAUAACAUUGAACUUUGCCAGCUUACUUCCUCUGAGAGUUGGAAAAGGUCAAAGGACAGGAACAGGAAAUGAAAUUGUUGAAAAAUCCCCAAAGGAUUAAAUUUGAAAACAUAUCGCUUCUGCAACAUCUGUAUUCCUUAGGCCAAUAAUCGAUUCAAAAGCUUUUUCCAGCCAGAGAAAUAGAUGAGUGGGUUUUUAAAUAAGCUUUUGAAAUAAAAAAAAGAAGAAAGUUAAGUCUUCACAUACACGCACACAGAUACACAUGUGCAGAUGCUCAAAGACACAUGUUCAAUGUUCAUAUAUAAUUAAUUAUAUACUAGUAUUAGUAUAUAAAAACACAUUUUUUGUGUGUCUUUGAUCUGCCAAUAGAUAGAGCCAUGCAGAAUAUCUCUAACACAGUAGUUCUCAACCUUCCUAAUGCCGCGACCCUUUAAUACAGUUCUUCGUGUUGUAUUGACCCACAAACACAAAAUUAUUUUCGUUGCUAAUUCAAAUAACUAUAGACUAUAGACUAUAGAGUAUAUAUGUGUUUUUUGAGGUCUCAGGCGACCCCAGCGAAUAGGGUCGUUCGCUGCUCUAUCAUGCUCAUCACUUAUACUUUUAUUUGAUUAAUUAGUGGUUUAAAAACUAACAUUAUUCUUCUCAUCUCCCUAAUUAAAAAAAUAAUUUUAAGAUUAAAUUAAAUUGCAUCCAUGUGAGCCAGUACGCCGAGUACGCAUCCCCUAGUUUGGGAACCCCUGCAAUAAACUAUUGAAAUUUUAAGGUGUAAUAAAUCAUCAGUUUAGAAUCAACCCCCCCCCCCCCCCCAGGAAAUGAUACAAAUAAUAAUAACUUGAGCGUUACUGGCGGUACUGAAAUGUGCUGAGAGCAUUAUCUUACAGCAUGCUUUCACCUGUAUGUUCCUCCUCUCAACACCUCUGCCACCCUCUUAUACAGGUGCUGCUGUUGUAAAAAAGCCCAGAAAGGUGAGAUUGUGGAUGAUAACUGCUGCAUGUGUAACUUCAGUACAGCUCAGCCUACCAGUGGACUGGAUUCCCUAGAUGUGGUCUACUGCACUUACCAUGUAGCGGUAAGCCUCAAGGGUUCUAUAGUUUUAAUUAGCCCUACUCCCACAUAGGGAUCAUUUUUAAACUGGCUUUUUCCUGUAGUCUUCUGUCAGGCUUGGCACAUUUUAGCUUAGUCAUUGCACUGACUUUGACACAGCAGUAAGCUUUAUGCUAUCAGAUUGACUACACACAUAUGAUGACACAGCAGUAAGGUUUAUGCUAUCAGAUUAACUACACACAUAAUAUGAUGACACAGCAGUAAGCUUUAUGCUAUCAGAUUGACCACACACGUAUGAUGACACAGCAGCAAGGUUUAUGCUGUCAGAUUGACUACACACAUAAUAUGAUGACACAGCAGUAAGGUCUAUACUAUCAGAUUGACCACACACGUAUGAUGACACAGCAGCAAUGUUUAUGCUGUCAGAUUGACUACACACAUAUGAUGACACAGCAGUAAGGUUUAUGCUAUCAGAUUAACUACACACAUAAUAUGAUGACACAGCAGUAAGCUUUAUGCUAUCAGAUUGACCACACAUGUAUGAUGACACAGCAGUAAGGUUUAUGCUGUCAGAUUGACUACACACAUAUGAUUACACACAUGAGCUUGGCUAACAUAAUUGUCCUUGGACCAUUUCUCUAGCAUAUAUUCUGACCAUAACGUUAUAAAAGCCACUAUUGUCAUUGAAGAAUGAUACAUUUUUACUGAAGCCAUAUCAGUAAUUAAUUGAUAUUGUUUACUAUAAAUAAAUAAAUAUCACCAUUAUAAAGUAUUUAAAAGCAACAGAAAUAAUUCUUAAUUGUUACAAUCUUAAAGGACGGAUAUUAAUGUUUAAAAAUACCUAUUUGAAUGGCCGCACAAUUAUUCUAUAAAUUAGAAAAAUAAUAGCAUUUAAGAAAUACAGUGCAGAGAUUACUUUUAUUUUAAUUUUCUCACAUUUGUUUGUUUUCCCAGUCUACAGCAAAAAAAAAAUGUAUUUAUUAAUUAUAAACUCUAAUGAAAUUAACAACUCAUCUGUAAUAAUUAAAGAGUGAGGCUAAGCUUGAACUAAGAUGGAUAAAUAUAAUUUCUUAUAAAUCUCUGGAAUCAACAGCCAAUUAGUGUGACAUGAAAGAGCCUACAUGUAUUUUCUUUUAAAACCAUUUCCCAGGUAACAGCAACCAAGGUGCAAAAUUUUCUUGGUAAAAUUGUGUUUUAAUGUGAUCAGUAACAGAUCAAGUUGUAUUUGUACUAUAUAAUUUGUAAGGCUGUUACAGAGAUGGGCAUAUAUUUAAAAACAACGGCUGUUGCAUAAAUAUAAUCACAAAACCACCUCCACCCCUACAUUAAGUGGACAUUUAAUUGAAGGCUGUAAAUUUUCAAGCAUGACAUGGCAGUGCUAGGUUCAUUGUUACAGGCAUCCUGUAAAAUUGUGUGUUACGCGAGUGCUUAAAACUUAGAUUUGAGUUUGUCAACCCUUUCAGAUAGGUGAGACCCCGUUCUUUGUGGCUCUGGAUCAUGAGCAUAAAAAAGUUGUGGUUGCUAUCAGGGGGACGCUAUCAUUACAGGUAAGAAAUCACACAUAUGAGGGUUGAAAGGUCAACUAGUUAUCUAUUUCUUUGACCAGAGAGUAGUUCUUAUCAUUAAGUAUAUUGUUUAAAACUUAUAAUAAUAAUAAUAAUAAAGUUUAUUUGAAAAACACACUUCAUCCCCAAAAGCUUGAAGCGCUGUACAAAGUCAACCAUAUUAAAAAGAGAAAUAAAAAAAAAUCUAAAAUUUACCACAUUUAUAAACAGACGCAACACUAUAAAACUACAUACAAGCAUACCAAGUCAAAGUCUUUCAUCCCAUUUCAACCGUAAGCAAACCAUUCCAAUAUACAUUAACUGAAAAAAGAUGGUAGAUAGCAUCACCUCAGAAGGUGUUUGUGAAAUAGAUGUGUUUUUAAAUUGGUUUCAUUGACAGAAGUGAACAGGAUGGCUAGAAACUUGAUUGUCUUUCAGGGUCACAGAUGAUUUAAAUAAACGAAAUAUGAUUAGUUAUCAUGUAUUAAUUAUUCCCAGGAUGUACUCACUGACCUGCAGGCUGAACCUGAGACCUUGCCCUUGGCCUCUCCACAGGAUGAUUGGCAAGGACAUAAGGUAGGGAUAAAAAGAUGUUCGUGUGGUAGUUCAUCUUUUCGCCAAAGCACUUUUAGCCAUAACACCUUUAGCCGUAACACUUUUAGCCAUAACACAUUUAUAUUAUUUAAAAUAGAUUUUCUGUUCAAACUUUAUGCGCUAUUUAAAAAAAAAAUGAAUAGAUUAAGGAAUCUACUCAGUCAUAAUUUUAACUGAAUUUUAUAGCAUACAAAAAUGAUGGUAGUACUGUAAUUAGGUGAGUCAUAGCUCAAACACUACACUAUAGGUGAUAUUCAUGAAUGAUUAUUGAGGGCAUUGCUAGACAUUUAUCAGGAUUGCUGUUGUUUAUAAUUAUGGCAACAAGCUCACACCCCCCCCCCCAAACCUUGAUGUGGUUAGAAAACUAUUUAUGAUCUACAAGUUUGUUUACUCUUGUCUGUUUAAAUCCAGGGAAUGAUUCAAGCUGCAGUGUACAUCAAGAAGAAACUGGUGGAUGAUGGGAUACUACAGAUGGCUUGGGAGAGUGAUGAGGUAGGUUUCACUACAUUUUUAAAAAAAAUAAUUGUCAUUAGAAAUGAAAUGCUGCAAAGAAGUCUAAAAAUAUUACUCUAAAAAAAAAAAUCUAAAUUUUAACAAUCAUUAAAAACCACUUAAAAUAUUAAUUUGAAAUGAAAAUUUUAAUUUAAAAAAACAAAAAAAUAAUUUAAAAAAAUAAACAACAGCAGCACAACUCUUUAACAAAAAAUGCAUUCUUAUAUUUCAUAUUGGAUUAUGAUAUUAAGUCUCAAACUCCAUCACAAAAUAUAAUGGCAAUGCUUUACAGGGUUUGAGAAUCAGUGCAAGUUUAUUUUAGUUGUUUACCACCAAGACCAGCUUAGAGUGUAGAUUGCGUAUUUAAAAUUUAAAAUGCUUUUGUGUCUAUCAGAAGAUUGUUUGCUUGUUGGACAAACAAGAUUUGCAUGAUCUGGUUUAAAAUAAAAAUCUGUGAGCAUUUUGAGGUUUUCUUAAGUGGCUUCAUUUAAAAGUUUGUCCAUUUCUUGACUAACUUGUGUAAUACCUUUUACAGUGUGAGUUACCUAGUCAAUAGCAGUAAAGAUCUGUAGCUAGUGUACCUUGUUUAAUAUCAUGGAACUUACUAUCAUAGUUAACUGGAACUUUUUAGUUUAUAGCACUGUAAAUGUUAAUUUAUAUACAGCUUAAUUAAAGAUAUCUCUUGUAGAAAAAAAAAAUUAUAAUUGAUGCUUAAAUUGAUAUUUCUUCUAUCUUUAAUUCAUAUGAAAAUAUUACACUAAAAUGACAGUGUUUGUAGUAAGUGAUUGUUACCUAAUCUACAAUGGUUGCAUCCUGUCCAGGGUUAUACAAAAAGCUCUGACUGGUUGAAAUCGGUAAUUCCUAUUCGUCUUGUUUCCUCUGUACCCUCACGCUGUAGCAUCCCACAUCACAGGAAUAAUUUAUAGUAUCUAUUAGCAAUCUUGUUGCCUUUAAAAUUAUUAUUAUUUCAUUUUAGACUUAAAUUUUCACUAUAAGCAAAUAUACACCAAGUAAUAUAAUAUAAAAUGCAAAACAUAAGAACUGGGUCUAUAAUAAUAAUAGGGCAAAUGACUCAACAACCUUCAAGCGUAAAUAAAAGAAAUAAAUUGCUCAUGAAAUUAUCAUAGCCUAAUAAUAAAUAUGAUCGUUAAAACUUGUUUUGUUUAUUGAUUGUGUUAUUUAAAAAGGAUAUUUGGCAUAUAUUAAUCCUAAUUAUGACCAUAUCCCUUAUGGGAGGGCUUCUCAAACUUUUCAUUUUUUCAAAGAUUUAUCACAUUGGGGCAGAAACCAGUGUCCGAUUCAUUAUUGUUUUUUACACACCACCUUUAAGUUUUUUUUCCUUUUGCAGUUUGGGGAUUGAACACUUGCUUAGAUGACUACUUUGAAAAGCAUUGCCUUAUGACAGUGGUCGGCAAAUCGUGGUUUGCUAUGGCGGUUCUUUAGUGACCAGAGUGGGGCUCGGCCAGUUGGCCACAAAUCUGCCUUGACUCCGAAAAACAUGAUUCCUGACAGGUUCUUGAAAAGAAAUUCGGCUCUCAAAAAUGUUUAAUCAUCCUGCUGCUGAUUUUUGGCUCUUUUGACUAAUGAGUUUGCCGACCACUGCCUUAUGGGCUUAUGUUUUUAUAUUGCUACGGGUGGUGGCCAUAUCAUUGAAUGCUGUAUAUGGUGCCCUAUUUUAUUUCUGUGUAGGCUAUUGAUGUUUUAACUGCCUUACUUGUGUUUUUCCUGUAUCUUCCUCUGUCCCACAAGAAAAUCAAUCCCUUGCUUACAUAAUCAAAACAGUAUCAGGAAUAACACACCCCAUAAAUUCAAAAAUAAAUACAUCAAUACUCAAUAGUCUGUUGUUAUAUAAUUGUUAUAAUUUUGUGUUAUUUUCUACCAAUUAAAAGAUGUUACAACAUAAAUACUUAUUAAUACCCCAAGAGUGAUUUUGUCGACAUUUGGUCAAUAGUCACAGAUAAGAUGUUUAAAAUCUCAUUCUCUAGAUGAAAGAAAGAAUUAAAAGAAAUAAUACAGCUUAAUAUCUUCUUUAUAAUUAGCAAUAUGUUUGCUAACCUCAUGUCAUUAGACUUAGUUUAGUGAACACAUUGUUUGAUUUAGACUUUUUCUGUUUUCUUCUCUAUGUUACAUUAUUAUGCAAUCUGCCCCUGCUGCUUGAAUGUUGCUCCCCUAAUCAAUCUGAUAAUCAAUAUAAAGGGAAUUUCAUUUUAUCAUCCAAUUAUUUAAAAUCUGUUCACAAAAAGUUGUAUAAAUUAAUAUAAAAGUGAUAUUUUUUCCCAUGUUUGGUUUAUGGGACAUUUUUAAUGUUACUUUACACUCUACCAGCUGUUUGUAAGAAUGGAAGUUUGAUGUAUAGCUCCUUAUGGUAAAUUAUUUUAUUGAAAGGACAACAAUUAACGUGACUAUUUUUAUCCAAAAAAUUAUCAAUUGUUUGACCAUUUGAUUGCACUUAUCUUACGUACAAAACAUGAAGUGAGAAACUCUCCAGACUGUGGCCCUUUAAAACUUUUUUGAAUUUUCUUAAAGGGCGAAAUCUUGUGCCAUCAGCUCAGUGAUUGGUUGAUUGGGAGGCCCAAUCAAGGGUUUUAUAUGAUUAAAAACUCUAUUUUCAAAGAAAAUUUAGAAAAUAUUUUCCCCAAAAAAUCUACACAAUUGGAUGGUUGAAUUUUAAAGGUCACUUUAUGAAAAUAUGAAAAUUAUCCAAUAAAACUAUAAUGUGUUAAGCUUUGCUAAUCUUUGUUUUUAUUGCUUUUUUUUUUUUGGUUUGUAUUUUAUCAUGAUUUUCAUCAAAUUAUGUUAUUAAGUAUAGAAAUAAAUAGAUCAUUUACACCAAUUGAAGUGUUAACUGAAAUAAGCUACAUCUACAAAGCUCUUUGAGGCCCCUCAAAAAUGUUAAUGCAUGAUCAAAGGGUUCCUUUCUACUUGUAUGUUGUUGGAACUACUAAAUACUUUAAGAUAACUAGACAGUUCUAUUAAAAUUUAUGAUUAACAUUUCAUUAAUCCUUAUUUGAAAAUAAAACAGCUUAAUGCUAUAGGAAUAUUUGAGUACUUUAAAUCAUAAUAGCAAUUAUAAUUACUGAAAUGCACACACCUAAAAAAAAAUGUUAGCAUCAAACAAUCUAAAUUCGUUUUGCCACACAAGUUGUCUCUCUGUUUGAUUUCUGUUUCAUUAGUAGAAAAAUGACAACUUUUACAAUUAUUUUGACUUCUUUUAAUCUUUGACACAACAGUACCCUUGUCUAUAUGAUUAUGUUGUUUCUGAUCAGGAGAGAGAUGCAUCCAAGUAUGAGUUGGUGCUGGUCGGCCACUCAUUGGGAGCUGGUACGGCUGCCAUCCUGGCCAUACUUCUACACGCGGACUAUCCGACCCUUCACUGUUA
This is a messenger RNA of Lymnaea stagnalis (great pond snail), 7794 nucleotides long. Lineage: Eukaryota; Metazoa; Mollusca; Gastropoda; Lymnaeidae. The record is from the annotation of a GenBank genome assembly.